Diabrotica balteata is the source of this 3272-nucleotide messenger RNA. The record is from the annotation of a GenBank genome assembly. Lineage: Eukaryota; Metazoa; Arthropoda; Insecta; Coleoptera; Chrysomelidae.
AGCAUUCAUACUUUAUGUACGUCUUAAAAAUUGUGUUAGUAGAGGGGUUGAUCUUUUUUUGCAAAAACCAAAGUGUAAUAAGUUUUAGUUUUAUAUUAAAUGAAUUAAAUGAAGUAUUUAUAAAAUCAAGGAGUUUCGUUACGAAACCAAGUAAAGAAAGAUAAAUAAUGUAUAAUGGGAUUGGCUUACCAACCCCCAGAGGCUCUGGAACAAAUGGUCAUGUGCAACGCAAUUGGGCCUUGGUCAGGUCCACAGCUAAAGAUAAGACAUACAAAACCGAACAGGAACUAGCGGCCUUUGAUGCAGCUUCAAAUAAACAACCCAACAAAGAUAUCUUGGAUCAUGAGAGGAAGAGAAAAAUUGAGCUGAAAUGUGCAGAGUUUGCUGAUCUUUUGGAAGACCAAGGUUUUACUGAAGAAACGGUGAAUAUUAAAGUAAGCAACUACAGAAACAUGCUGUUGGGACAUGGCGAAAAAAUAGAGAGACCCGUAGAUGAAUGGGGAAGACCAAGUGUGACGGAAACUCACCAGGUGGCCGAAGCACAGCAAGAGAAAAAUGCACGUCUUCGCGAAGCCUUCGGGAUCUCAGAGUACUUCGUGGAUGGCAGCAGCUUCGACCCCGAUCGCCAAGCCAAAGAGAAACUUGCGAAAAGUGUCGCUAUACAGGAACGAGAAAGACUGAAAGCUUUGGAAAGGGACAAACAGAACGAGCCAGACAAAGCGGACGUUCGGAAAUACCAGCUAGUACACACACCUAGUCCGGAACCGGACGCUGAUGAUGAUAUAGAAAAGGAAAAGGAUGGGAAAAAGAAGAAGAAGAAGUCCAGGGAAAGUUUGUCAAGCGAGGAUGUUAAAAAGAAAAAGAGGAGAAAAAGCAAAAAACUAGAGAGAUCCGGCAAAUCUAAAGACAAAUUGAAGAAAAAGAAGAAUAAGAAAGAUGAAGCUUCGUCUGAGUCUAAUUCAGAUGAAGACUCUGAUGAUGGUUCAAGCAGUGACGAUGACAGGAAGAAGAAAAACAGAAAAAAGGAGAAAAAACGAUCUUCAAAAAAGAGGAAGUAUUCAUCCGAUGAAAGUUCCUCGGAUAGCUCUUCUGAAAACGACAAGAAGACAAAGGCAGAAAAAUCAAAAAAUGGUCAUAAACAUCGCUCUCGUAGUAAAGAUAGAAAAAACAAAUCAGAAAAAAUGUCUAAUUUAAAAACAAAUAGAUCUAUUACUCCAAAAUCCCCCAAGCAGUCUUCGAGAUCCCAGAAAAAUGUUAAAGACAAUAAAUAUGAAAAAUAUGACAAAUACGAAAAAUAUGACAAAUACGAAAAAUAUGACAAAUAUCAACGGAAUAGGUCUCCAGAAAGAAAGAGAAAAUCUAGAUCUCGUUCAAAAGAAAGACGAGGACGGUCCAGAUCUAUAGAAAAACAUAGGAGCUCCAGAUCUACCGAACGAUCCAAAUGGUCACAACCUAGUACGAAGAAAAAAUCUAGUUCAGUUGAUCGAAGAAAAAGGUCCAGAUCAAAAUCGCAAGAAUCCAAAUAUAAAUCAAAGAGACCUGCAGCGAAACCACAACGCUCCAGAUCGAGGUCGAAAAGAUCUCGUCAUAACGACAGAUCUAGAAGCAGAUCUCUUUCUAUUUCCAUUAAACGAAAACUCAAACAUGAUAACGUCAAGAGAUCUCGAAGCAAAUCAACAUCUACAUCUAGUACAAGAAAAUCCCGUUCACCUUCAGUAGAUAAGGAACGCAAACGAAAAUCUAGCGCCGAUUUCAAUAAGAAGAAAAGAAGGGACAGGUCUGCAUCUGUUGAUAAAAGGAAGAUGCUUCGAUCGAAAACUCCAGAGAAGGAGAGAAAAAAGUCAAGGUCUGAUUCAAGAGAAAAAGUUAGAAAAAGGCCGAGGUCCGAAUCAGAGGACGAGGAACUAGCUGAAAUUAGAAGAAGAAAGCAAAGGUAUGAAGAGGAAUAUGCUGAAAUAGCUAGGAAAUUGAGAUUAGCGGAAGAAGAAGAAAAAAGAAGAAGGGAACGGUCACUAUCCAAAGAUAGGAAAAAAAGAAACAGAUCAAAUUCUCGUGAAAAGAGAUCCAGGUCAUUGGAAAGGAGAACCAAAAAGACUGAUAGGCGUGAAAUAAGAACUUCACGGAGUAGAUCACCAAUCCAUAGUCGAAGCAGAUCGAGAAAAAGUCAUAGUCCUAAACGACGUAGUUGUUCUCCGGAUCCCAGACAUUCUCCCAAAGAUAAAUCUAGGCACAUAGAAUCAGAAGAUAAAAUAAAAAGUCAGAUUAAAGCAUUAGUCAAGAACAUUUCAAGUAAGGAACGAGUUUCAUCAUCUUUUGUAGAUAAAUCUGAUAUUAAAGCAUCACAGAAAUACUCAAAGGAUAGGUCUACAACACCAAUGACAAAAAAGGACUCAAGGAGUAGAAGCAGUGACAGGAACGAGAGCAUUGCCAGAAAAGAAAGUAAAACCAAGAAAUGUUAUUCCCCCAAAAGUCCAACCAAGAAAUCUUUAACACCUGAUAUGGCAAAAGAAAAGGCUAAAAAGAAAUCCACAGAAAAGCCAAAAACGAAAAAACCGUUACCAGUAGUCCGACUACGGUCUUCCUCUAGUGAAGGUGAUGUAUCAGGACCGGAGGUAGAGAAAGAGAAAGAAGAUGAGAAAGACGACAAAGAACUUCGAUAUCUGCGACUGUUAAAAUCUGAUCUAGCAGCGAAGGCAAAAGAAAGUCUGGAACGAAAGAAAGAGAAACCUCCUAGUCCGAAACCUAUUGUCAAAAGGCACAUAGAACCAGAUUUUUUUGAUAUUAAAGUUUUACCUUUAAGGAAUGGUAAGGCUCCGAGCCCGUCAGUAGCUGGUAAAGACAAUGUCGAUAUCCACAUGAAGAUUAGUAAAUCAAGAUCAAGAUCGAAAAGUCGUUCUAAAGAAGAAGGUAGAACAAGUAAAACUAAAUCGAAGUCAAGGAGUUCAUCUAGAUCUUCACUAAGUUCGAAGCAUGGAAGAAGCAGGUCCUUGUCGUCAACCUCUAGCAAGUCUUGUUCUAGGUCGAGAUCAUAUUCGAGAUCGAGAAGUCGGUCUGCUUCAUCAAGCUCUAGCUCUAGUUCUAGUUCAGCUAGAUCUAGAUCACCGUCUAUUCCCAGAAGGCAUGGUUCGCCUAGUUUCUUAGAUAGGCGAAGAAUUACCAGACACAGGUAGUUUGGAAGUGUUGAGACGAUUUUGUUUAAAAAAGGCGUUUUUCUAUAAUUAUGUGUUUUUAAUAUACAUGCAUACGUAUAUGAAAUAAAUAUUGUUAAUUUC